Molecule: messenger RNA, 2141 nt
Organism: Etheostoma cragini (Arkansas darter)
Lineage: Eukaryota; Metazoa; Chordata; Actinopteri; Perciformes; Percidae
Exons: 7
Coding region: 319-1614 (431 amino acids)
Biological process (GO): protein ubiquitination; Notch signaling pathway
Source: RefSeq, a predicted model, not a curated record
UAGGAAAUCGCCACAGGUCGGACUCGAACCCUAGACCUCUGCGUCGAGGCAUAGACCUCGAGGUGCAUGCGCGUCGCUCUACCACUGAGUUUCAUAGGCUCCUUGUACAAAGUGACGCAUGCGCAAGUCACAUCUUCACUCGCCUUACAUCGGGGAGUUAACUGUCUGUGGAAGGGACCUUAACCGUCUACGGGAGUGACAGGUUAGGCUCGCUAACAGACAGACCUGAAAGUGAAAGCAGAACGCAGCAGCAGGAGGUCAGCACCUCGUUCGGAGAGACAACACGGCGUAGCUACAGCUUCACAAGAGCUCUGCAGUAUGGAGAUUAUCACAGACAUCAGUCUCAUCAUUGAUAAAAUCGCUUACGACGACUCUGGAAGCUUAACGAGGAUUCUUCAACCGUACAGUGUUGAGAACAAGGCUUCCUGCUACGUAGUGAAAGGAACCUAUGAGGAGCUGGAGCAGCUGUCAGUCAAACUGUCCCGGAGGCAAAGCUUCAGUCCCGUCACCCACGGACCAACCCGUCCGCAGGACAUGCAUGCUUCACCUCAUGUCAAACCUGUGGACGUAUCGGGGGCUGUCAUGUCCUACAUUGAGCUAAAAUGUGCGAAAGAACUUGCGAAGAUUCAAGGGAAGAGCGUUGUCAUUGAAACACAGCCUGACCCCAGAACAGUACACAAUCAACCCCGUGACACAGUACGGGUGACUUUCAGAUCGCACCAUGGCUCCUUGCACAGUGUCCGGGCCGACUUCGUCAGACAGCAAUUCAUCACAUUUUACCAGCGGACUGCCGCUGACCUGCAGGUCACAUGUGUCCCUGUGGGUCCACAUGACCUCAAAGAACUGCAGAGGAGAUUCCCCGGUCUCGUCUUGCAGACCAGCCACAGAAGAUCUGAAGUCACUGCAACUGGGCCUUUUGUGCACAUUGCUAAAUUAAAAGAGUACCUUUCACAAAACAGGCCGAGCUCUAGCAAGAGUCCAGUGAACGAAGGUCCAGCAGAGGCCCCGAGCAGCAAAACCUCGGGUCCUUCAUCUCAACACAGAAAAGAUCCCGAAGGAGAACCGUGUCCAAUCUGUAUGGAACCGAUAGCAACCGCCGAGAAAAAGACUCUGCCGUGCAAGCACUCGUUCUGCAGAAACUGUGUGGAAACGGCCUUCCAGUACAAGCCUGUGUGUCCGAUGUGUGGACAGAUGUACGGCACGGUGACAGGGACGCAACCCGAGGGUGGCGAGAUGAGGUCCACCACGAGCUCCGCAUCCCUGCCUGGAUACGAGAAAUAUGGAACAAUAACAAUACACUAUUACAUUCCAAGUGGCAUCCAAAAGGAGGAGCACCCCAACCCCGGGCAGCCAUAUGAAGGUGCGUCCCGUACAGCCUAUCUCCCAGACUCCCCUGAGGGCCGACGGAUCCUGGCGCUGCUGAGGCGGGCCUUUGAUCAGAGACUGGUCUUCACCGUGGGUCGCUCCUCCACCACCGGCAGGAACAACAUGGUCACGUGGAACGAUAUUCACCACAAAACCUCCACACAUGGGGGACCGACUUGCUAUGGAUACCCAGACCCUGAUUAUCUCAGCCGAGUUGGAGAUGAGCUCAAAGCCAAGGGAAUAGAAUGAGUCACUUUAAGAGACGAGAUAAGACUCACCUUUUUGAAGGUUUGAGACCGCGUCAUGAUCAAGACCAGGACAAAGACCAAGACCAGAUUUGUGUUAGACAGCCAGAGCUUCCUGUCCUGUCCCCUGCAUCCACUUUCUUGGGAGUGGGUGUAAAGUGGGCGGGACAUUUCAUUUUAGGAUUAGAAAUGAGUCGUUAUUAGUAGCAUUUGCAAGUUUUAACACAUAGACAUAAACAGACAAUGGACAGGUUAUUGAGCGGAAUCCCUGCAGGUGUGGUCUUAAUAUAAAAUCCAGAGUCCUCUUUAUCUACAACCAAGACCAGACAGAUUAAAAAUGCGGUUGAUUCUGAGACAAGACCUUCAAACGUACUUCAGUUUACUUCACGUCUGUUCAAGGUUGAGCUUCAACUCUAAUAUAUUGCUGUAUAAGUGAAUGAAUAAUAAUCCAUUGUAUUUUAAUUGGGAUAUUUUAUGAGUAAAACCUGAAUCUGCACUGUAACAAUGUUUUCCUCUGAGGUACAAGUACAC